This is a messenger RNA of Cyprinodon variegatus (sheepshead minnow), 5810 nucleotides long. RefSeq names its product peroxidasin (gene pxdn). The record is from RefSeq and is a predicted model, not a curated record. The transcript has 24 exons. Gene Ontology annotation, molecular function: heme binding; protein binding; peroxidase activity. Gene Ontology annotation, biological process: response to oxidative stress. Bases 51 to 4763 code for a protein of 1570 amino acids. NCBI's taxonomy places the organism in Eukaryota, Metazoa, Chordata, Actinopteri, Cyprinodontiformes, Cyprinodontidae.
AGCAGGGCAGCAGGCGCUCUCAGCUCUCUGCUCGCCUCUCACUGCUGGAAAUGGCGAUCCGGGCUGGCCAGCUCUGCUCUCCGCGUCUCCUGCUGGCGCUUUUGGCGCUGGCCGCCUGCGGACCGCAGACAGGGCUUUGCUGUCCGAGCCGCUGCUUGUGUUUCCGAACCACUGUGAGAUGUAUGCAUCUGAACCUGGAAACGGUGCCGGCUGUUUCUCCGCAGACCACCAUUCUAGACCUGAGAUUCAACAAAAUCAAGGAUUUACAGCCAGGCUCAUUCAGGCGCUUAACGAACCUCAACACACUUCUCCUUAACAACAAUAAUAUACGGCGAAUUCCCAGGGGAGCAUUUGAAGAACUAGAAAACUUAAAGUAUCUCUAUUUGUACAAGAAUGAAAUCCAAUCAAUUGACAGACAAGCAUUUAAGGGCCUUGUCUCUCUUGAACAACUAUACCUGCACUUCAACAGCAUCGAGUCGUUGGAACCAGAAUCCUUUACCCAUCUGCCAAAGUUGGAACGACUGUUUCUGCACAACAACAAAAUAGCGCAUCUUGUCCCAGGAACCUUCACUCAUCUUGAAUCCAUGAAACGACUGCGACUGGAUUCCAACUCUUUGAACUGUGACUGUGAGCUGCUGUGGCUGGCCGACCUGCUAAAGCAGUAUGCAGAGUCUGGAAACGCCCAGGCUGCCGCCACCUGCGACCAUCCCAGCCGACUGCAGGGCCGAUCGGUGGCCACGCUCACUGCUGAGGAGCUCAACUGCGAGGUUCCAAGGAUCACCUCAGAGCCGCGGGAUGUCGACGUUACAUCAGGAAACACUGUUUACUUCACCUGUAGGGCUGAGGGCAAUCCCAAACCACAGAUUAUCUGGCUAAGAAACAACAAUGCUUUAAAUAUGCGGGAUGACAAUCGUCUGAACCUGCUGGAAGAUGGGACACUCAUGAUUCAAGACACCAGAGAGACCGAUCAGGGAGUUUACCAAUGCAUGGCCAAAAAUGUAGCCGGGGAAGUUAAGACUUCAGAGGUCACUCUUCGAUACUUUGGAGCCCCCGCACGACCAAGCUUUGUUAUUCAGCCCCAGAAUACAGAAGUUCUCAUGGGCGAGAGUGUGACCCUGGAGUGCAGUGCCACUGGUCAGCCACAGCCAAGAGUCACAUGGACGAAGGGUGAUCGGACACCGUUGCCUAGCGAUGAUCGCAUUAAUAUCACUCCGUCCGGAGGGCUUUACAUCCAGAAUGUUGUCAGGGAGGAUGGAGGACUUUAUACAUGCUUUGCCUCUAAUAACGUGGAUACCAUACAUGCCACAGCACGCAUCAUUGUGCAAGCAACCCCCCAGUUCACCGUCGCACCACAGGACCAGUCAGUCCUUGAAGGUCACACUGUGGAUAUUCCCUGUGAGGCCAGUGGUUACCCGGAGCCAGUUAUUGUCUGGACUCGGGGUGGAACUCCAGUGCCUUCGGAUCGACGUCACACAGUCCUGCCCAUCGGUACCCUCCGGAUCACUCGGGUGACGGUCCUUGACGAGGGCCAGUAUGAGUGUGAGGCAGUGAGCCAAGUGGGGACAGUGAGCACCAGUAUGCAGCUCAGCAUAAAGCAGUUAGCAGCACCACAGUUUACCGUAACUCCACAGGACCAGUCGGUCUUGGAGGGACAUACCGUGGAUUUCCCCUGUGAGGCGAGCGGCUACCCAGCACCUCUUAUUAUUUGGACUCGGGGUGGAAGUCCUCUGACCUCGGAUCGCCGCCAAGUCAUCCUGGCGUCCGGUACGCUCCGCAUCACUCGGGUGGCCGCACACGACGAGGGCCAGUAUGAGUGUGAAGCAGUGAGCUCUGUGGGGACGGUGCGCACCACUGUACAGCUCAGCAUCGAGCAGAGAGUAACGCCUGUUUUCACAAAUGCUCCAAGGGACCUGACAGUGGAGGCUGGUCAGGAUGUGCAGAUUCCCUGCAGUGCUCGAGGCCAGCCGCAGCCGGUCCUCACCUGGAACAAGGAUGGCGUACAGAUAACAGAGAGCGGAAAGUUCCACAUCAGUCCAGAAGGUUACCUUGAGGUGAAGGAUGUUGGGACUGCAGAUGCCGGACGCUAUGAAUGCGUCGCCCGUAACCCCAUCGGCUAUCAAGCUGCUAGAAUGGUGCUUUCAGUCACAGUGCCUGCAAUCAGCCGAGAGGGAGACACCUUUGUGAGCACCUCCAUAGAGCAGGCCAUCCGGAAUGUUGACAGUGCUAUUAACUCAACACGGAGACGUCUUUUUGAUGGUCAGCCUCGUAAUCCAGGAGAGUUGCUUGCUCUUUUUCGAUAUCCACGUGAUCCCUACACAGUGGAGCAGGCACGUGCCGGGGAGAUCUUCGAGCAGACUCUCCUGCUCAUUCAAAACCAUGUCAACCAGGGUCUCAUGGUCGACACCAAUGGCACCGCAUUUCGCUACAACGAUCUGGUUUCUCCCCGCUUUCUGGACAUGAUUGCUAAUCUCUCGGGUUGCACAGCCCACCGGCGCAAGAACAACUGCUCAGACAUUUGCUUCCACCAAAAGUAUCGUAGCCAUGAUGGGACCUGCAACAACCUACAGCACCCCAUGUGGGGCGCCUCUCACACUGCGUUUGAGCGCCUCCUGAAGCCAGUCUAUGACAACGGCUUUAACGUGCCAAGAGGCACCACCGAUAGGGUCCACAAUGGAUACAGAUUGCCUCUUCCAAGGCUUGUGUCGACCACAAUGAUUGGAACGGAGACCAUAACUCCUGAUGACCGCUACACUCAUAUGCUAAUGCAGUGGGGUCAGUUCUUGGACCACGACUUGGACUCCACAGUGGUGGCUCUGAGUCAAGGUCGGUUUUCUGAUGGCCAACAAUGUGCUCAGGUCUGCACAAACGACCCCCCGUGCUUUCCAAUCCAGUUCCCACCCAAUGACCAGCGGCAGCUACGAAGUGGCGCUCGUUGCAUGUUCUUUGUACGUUCCAGUCCUGUGUGCGGCAGCGGGAUGACGUCUCUGCUCAUGAACAGCGUUUAUCCGAGAGAGCAGAUCAACCAGAUCACCUCCUACAUUGAUGCUUCCAACGUUUACGGUAGUUCACGACAUGAAUCAGAGCAGAUCCGUGACACUGCCAGCCACAGGGGGCUUCUUCGUCAGGGCAUCAUACAACGAACGGGGAAAGCUCUUCUUCCAUUUGCCACUGGACCGCCCACAGAGUGCAUGAGGGAUGAAAACGAGAGUCCGAUCCCUUGCUUUUUGGCUGGAGACCACCGUGCCAACGAGCAGCUUGGGUUGACGGCCAUGCACACUGUGUGGUUUAGGGAGCACAACCGCAUUGCAACAGAACUGCUAAGACUGAAUCCCCACUGGGAUGGGGACACCAUCUACCACGAGACCAGGAAGAUAGUGGGCGCUCAGAUGCAGCACAUCACCUAUAGCCAUUGGUUACCAAAGAUUCUUGGAGAAGCAGGAAUGAGGAUUUUAGGGCCAUACACCGGUUAUGACCCCAACAUCAACGCUGGAAUCUUCAAUGGGUUCGCCACUGCAGCUUUCCGCUUUGGACAUACCCUCAUCAACCCAAUACUAUACAGGCUAAAUGAGCACUUUGAGCCUAUCCCCCAGGGUCACAUCUCCCUGCAUCGGGCCUUCUUUUCCCCUUUCCGCAUCGUAAAUGAGGGAGGCAUUGACCCACUCCUCCGUGGACUCUUUGGGGUUGCUGGCAAAAUGCGUGUUUCCACUCAGCUGCUGAACACUGAGCUGACCGAAAAGUUAUUCUCCAUGGCCCACACUGUAGCCCUGGAUCUGGCUGCCAUGAAUGUUCAGAGAGGAAGGGAUCACGGCAUACCGCCAUACAAUGACUACAGGACCUUUUGUAACUUCACCUCAGCUCAGACGUUUGAUGACUUGAGAAAUGAGAUCAGAAACCCAGAGGUCAGAGAGAAACUACGAAGGCUGUACGGUACGCCUCUUAACAUUGACCUGUUCCCGGCCCUGAUGGCUGAAGACCUGGUUCCUGGCAGUAGAUUGGGUCCCACCCUCAUGUGUCUGCUUGCAACACAGUUCAAACGAGUCCGGGAUGGAGACAGGUUCUGGUAUGAAAACCCGGGCGUGUUCACUCCUGCACAGCUCACUCAGCUUAAACAAGCCUCCUUAGCUCGGGUUGUGUGUGACAAUGGGGACAACAUCACCCGGGUCCAGCGGGAUGUGUUCCUAGUGGCUGACCUGCCGCAUGGCUAUGGAAGCUGUGACGAUGUUCCUCAGAUCGACCUGCGUAUGUGGCAGGACUGCUGUGAGGACUGCAGAACCAAGGGCCAGUUCAAUGCCCUGUCGUACCACUUCAGAGGACGAAGAUCAGCUGAACACAGCUACAAGAAGGAGAAACCUGCCAAUAGCAUCCAGGAGACGAGUCCACUGAAAGAUGCAAAAAACAGUCUUUCAAAUGUAACGUUGAGCAAAACAAGCAGUGAACCUUCGGUCAACGACUUCCAGGAGUUUGUCUCAGACAUGCAGAAGACUAUCUCAAGCUUACGGAAACAGAUUAAAAGACUGGAGGCUCGACUGCACAAGUCCGUCUGCACUGACAGCGAGGGGCGGGAGCGAUCAGAUGGAGAGCGCUGGCGAAAGGACUCGUGCUCGUCUUGUGAAUGCAGAGACGCCCAGGUGACCUGCUUCGUCGAGACAUGUGCCACUCCCGUUUGCAAAGACCCCAUCAAGCUAAAAGGUACCUGCUGCCCGGUGUGCUUGGAGCAGGACGAUGGUGACAAAAGGCAAAGAGCAGAAACUCGCCACAUGUAACUUUUCAGGACCCUUCAUCAACCUUCCAACCUGACAAUCUAGUGUCUGAAAACCACAGAUAAUCAGAACAAUCAAGAGAGAAGAUGGGACUGAUUCAUAGCCACAUAUGACCUCGACAAACCCAGCAGCCUCUUUGGCUUUUUUUUUGUUUGUUUUUUUUUUAAUCAGGGGAGCAUUUUCUUUGCUGUUGUUCUUGUGGCUAUUUAAUUUUUUCCAGUUUGUCCAGGGCCAAGAGCCCAGGGCUCAGUUUGAGCCCGUAAGCAAUAAGUCAUCAGGCACUCCAUGGAUUUACUUAUGUAGCAGUAAACAGAUGAUUGGUUUUUCAUAAACAGGAUGGACAAAAACUGUCCUAGCGCACUGAGGUGCUGUUUGCUCUCGAUGAGAAAAUAAAGUAACCGGUCGCCUUUGAAAGGCAGGAAAGGGAAGUGGGUGGAAAGGCGGCAGAUGUCUCACAAAUUUUUCUCAGGUUAGAGAUGCCGAAAACUGGUGCUAUUUCCCUGUUUCUACUCCGAGUUUCUCUCUAAAUACAAACCUUAAAGUAUUAUCUUUUGUAUGCAAAGCCACAUAUAUUCACUUGAUAUGUCUUGAGUGGAUUUUUUUAUUCAGUGACAUUUAAAUAAUAGUUACCUUUUUAUUCCCUGGUGCUUAACUUUUUGUACUUUUACCCGUUUUCUAUGUACAUGCUUACAUGUGAAGAUAAUGUGAAGCCCUGCAAAAAAUGUUUGUAAUGUAAAAGAAACAUGUCUACUGAUACCUGCUUUUUUACAUAUGGGAUAACACAGUUUGUCUCUGCAAGGCGCUCCUGGCCCUCAAGUAAGGUGGAGCUGGGAGAUGCUCCUCUGUGCAGGAAACUGAUGCAACUCCAGCAGCACUGUCCUCUUUAACUGCACAGGUCCAUCUUAGUAAAUUAGACUGAAUUUAUUUCAUAGGUGGAAAAAAUUGUUGUUGAAUUUGGUGAAUAUGGCCUACACCUAAUUAAAAACAAAUCUGCUUUUUGGAACAUUUUAAUCCUAGAUAUGACAAAUAAAACAGGUUUUUAUAUACAGA